AUGGAGGCCGAAGUCGAGGAGGCGAGGGUAGGGGAUGGUCUCAGGUCUCUCCGGAUUGAUCCCGUCGACGCGGAGGGGGAAAGUGGCGUUAUGGAUGCGGGGAAUGGGGACGAAGGGGAAGAGGAGGAGGAAGGAGAAGAAGAAGAGGAUGAAGAGGAUGAGGAGGACGAGGACGAGGAUGAGGAGUCCGUUACAACGCUUGGAUUUCUGGAGGACCCGGAGAAUUCUGAGACCCUCCUCCGGCACUUCUUCCCGAGCAAAGCCGGAGGCGUGCCCGUGCGACUCAAACCCCAGAGAUCUGGCUUCUGCUGUUGUCUAUAUUUUGAGUAUUUUCUGUAGCUGAUGGAGUUUAUAUUAUAAUUGAUCUCAGGCGUGGUUGGAUCCAGUGAACUUGCCGUCGGAGCAGUCCAGGAAGUGUGGGUUCUGUGGUGAGCCUCUGCAAUUCCUUCUUCAGGUCAGCCGUCUGACUGCCAAACUCACCUAUUGAAACUCAUGAGUGUUUCUUUACUCAGGUCCUCGUUUCACGUGGGAUACAAUCAUAUUUCUUCGUAUUUAUGUGCGUUAGGUUUAUGCUCCAAUAUCCGAGGAGGAAGCUACCUUCCACAGGACAUUGUACGUGUUCAUGUGCUCGUCUAUGAAAUGUCUUCUCCAAGACCAGCAUGAGCAGUGGAAGCGCAGAGUGGAUAAUCCUUCUAGAAGGUGCCCACUACCCUUCUACACUCAUGAGCCGUCUAACCCUUAAAGUGCACUUCUCUAACUGAGUUCAAUCUACUUCGACCUCUGACGCAUGUAAAUGAUGCAUGAAGUGUGAAGGUCUUCCGUUGCCAGCUACCACGUUCUAAUCCCUUCUACUCUAGUGAGCCUCCAUUGUACGAUGGCUCUGACAAGCCAUCGGGAGCUGGAGGUAACUAUGUCUUCAUUUUGUUCUCAAGACUGUGUCCAUUUAUUCCGAGCAUAUAUACACACGAUAUCAUGAAAAUUCUCCAGAAAUCGUUACAUCAUUGAUUAAUCCUUUUUCUCAGUAUCUUUUAACUAUGCACUUGAUUUUUCUAGUUUCUUCUUUUGGCACUUCACCAUUUUUCCAGACAAAGCUCAAGGAUAUUUCAUCCUACAUUCUUCACACCUCAUUUAUUUGAUAUUGUUUCCAUUAUUUUGGUUCAAUUGAAAUUCUCAGUUUCAGUUGGCAUCCACCUCUGUGCACCUUUUCUUGUCAGCUCACCUUUGAUUCUCCUUUCUUUGGGUUUGUUUGAUAGUGCAUACUAUCGCAUGGGUACUGUUCGAUAAUCUCAGUAAGCCACUUUAGAAGAGGAGAAAAAUAGAAAUGCCUUUGUGGAUCCCUGCUUCCUGCAUUCCUAAUUCAACAGUGUUCUUUACAUGAUUUUUUUGUUGAUGCUGUCAGCCCCACUUUGUUGCUGGUGUGGCACGUGGAAAGGUGACAAACUAUGCAGUAGUUGCAGGAGAGCACGUUAUUGCUCGGAAAGACAUCAGGUAAUCUUCUGAGAACCUAAGUAAACAGCAGUAAUUAACUUUCUCUGCUGGAAAAUAUUAAUGCUUCCCCUUUUCCUCCAGACUUUGCACUGGCGUUCAGGGCAUAAAAGUGACUGUCGUCAGUCUAUUUCUUCUCAAACCAGUGACUCUAUGCUGAAUUGUAAAAAAGAAGAAUUGGCAGAAACACAUAAAUGUUAGUGUCAAUUCUUCCUUUGUCGGGCUGGCUCAUACUUUAAAUGUCUCUAAACUGAUUCGCUUGAGGUUGACAGUUGCCUGUAGGACGUUGUGGCCAGAAUAUGAGAUCAUCAAUGAGGAUGAGUGUGUACAAGAUGAGAAGAUGACUGUGGAUAAUGGAUCAAAUCUCUCGUUAGUAGCCAAAUCGGAUGACACAAGCAAAGCAUUUCAAUCAUGGUUUGACAAGUUUGAGGUGCAGUGCCGUUUAUAUAUGUGUAUACAUUUAUAUUCCAUUCUGUCUUUGUAUAUUUUUCCUGAAUCGGUCUCUAAUUGGUUCAGGUAAAUGAUGAUAAGAAAAGUUGGGCAUCAUUCCAAGAACGAAUUGCUAAUGCUCCCGAACAAGUCCUACGGUAAGUUUUGUUCCUUGUGCAUGUUAAAUAUUUUUUGCAUCAACUUUAUUUUGUGUUGCUGUUGGAAAAGUUGGGCAUCAUUCUGUCCCUUUGCGCGUUCAUGUGUGCACUUGCAUGGAUGUAGAGAUUGUCUUUUCUCUAGCCAAGUGAACGUUUACAAUAUUUUAAUGAUCAUCAGCAUAGUCACUUAUUUUGGAAACAUUAGUUAUCUUUAAUUGGGCUGUGGAAGGUGGGACUAGUUCUAUUGAAUUACGCUCUGUGUGUCUAAUGUUCAGAAACAAGGAGGAAAGCCCAUUAAAGUAGGUUAUAAUACCAGUUUAUGUUGUGAACUCAUUUAUCUUUGCUUCAUGUGACCAUACACUAAUUGUAGUUGGUUCAUUCUCUUCACUCUUUUUAACAUCAGAGAUUCCUAUUGUGCUGACAGUAGAGGUACAGAAGUUUGAAUCCCUCAUAGUUUUCGUCUUUAAUAGAAAAGCCAACUUAUCUUAAGAUUUUACCUGGCGACUUCAUGUAAUGUUUUGCCGACAUUAAUAAGCUUGCCAUUUCUUAAUUUGAGAAAACCGACCAUGAUAAUUCCCCGUCAUGAAUUACAACAGAUAUAGCCGGGAUGUGAGGGCAAAACCCUUAUGGCCCUUGUCUGCAGGCAGGCCAUCUAAAGCAGAUAUUCCUAAAUGCAACUAUUGUGGUGGCCCAUUAUGCUAUGAAUUCCAGGUGUGACGAUCUCCCUUUCUACGUUCUCUUUCAAGUUUCUCUUCAUAUAUUAUCGUACAGUCAGUUUUGCUGAACACCACUUCCGGUUGUUUAGCUAUAUUUAUUCAUGUUUCUGAUUUCUAAUAGUAUUUUUCUGGCUGUUUGUUCGUCACCGUGUAUUAAAACUGUUAUUCUGUUGUCUUGCAGAUAUUACCACAGUUGCUUUACUACUUUGGCGUGAAAAAUGAUCCUGACUCUCUUGACUGGGCAACCAUUUCUGUAUUCACGUGCAUGGCUUCAUGUGAAGCAGGGAUUGGCUACAAGGAGGAAUUUGCAUGGGUUCAACUAUCCACACCAUCCGCCAGUAUUUAA
Spirodela intermedia is the source of this 3134-nucleotide messenger RNA. The record is from the annotation of a GenBank genome assembly. Lineage: Eukaryota; Viridiplantae; Streptophyta; Magnoliopsida; Alismatales; Araceae.